CAGUUGACGUAUGAGUUUUACUCUCUAGCCGGCCCUGCAGGCGGCAUCCUUAAAAGUUUAUAUUUGUUUUAAAAGAAAAAGAGCAGGGAAAUGGAUGUUCCAAUGUCUAGUGAAAUGUUUCAAGGUCAGGCUCAUAUCUACAAGCAUGCCUUCAGUUUUGCAAAUUCCAUGGUUCUUGGUUGUGCAAUUCAAUUAGGUAUACCAGAUGUUAUUCAUAGUCAUAAGCAGCCAAUGACUCUGUCUCAACUUGUUUCUGAGCUGAAACUUCUUCCUGAAAAAUCAGAUGCAAUUCAUCGAUUGAUGCGCCUAUUGGUAUACUCUGGCUUCUUUGCUACUAGAGAAUUUCUUGAUGAAAACUCAGAAAAUCAACAAGGGUAUGUUCUUACACCUUCUUCUAAGCUGCUUUUGAGGAGUGAGAUCCCAAACUUGUCACCUUUUGCUAGAGCUAUGGUUGAUCCUGUUAUGGUGAAUCCAUGGCAAUCUUUGGGGGAUUGGAUUCUAGGAAACGAAACCACCCCAUUUGAGACAGCACAUGGUGCACCCAUGUGGCAAUUCUGUGACCAAAAUCCAAGAUUCAACAAUGUUUUCAAUGAAGCAAUGGCUAGUGAUUCCCAAAUGAUGUGUUUGGUUGUAAAGGACUGCAAACAAGUUUUUCAAGACAUGGAUUCCUUGGUUGAUGUUGGAGGUGGCACUGGAAUUAUAGCUAACACUAUUUUAGCUGCAUUUCCUCAUCUAAAAUGCACUGUGUUGGACCUACCUCAUGUUGUUGCUAACAUGCCAGACACAGAAAAUUUGAAAUAUGUAGGAGGUGACAUGUUUCACUCAAUUCCCUCUGCUGAUGCCAUUUUGUUUAAGCAUGUGAUGCAUAAUUGGAGUGAUGAAAAUUGUGUGAAGAUCCUAAAGAGAUGUAGAGAAGCUAUCAAGGAUAAAAAUGAAGGAAGAAAAGGGAAGGUCCUUAUCAUUGACAUGGUAUUGGAUAGAGAUGAAGAAGCAGCAAACAUGACUGAAGUGAAGCUCAUUUUUGAUGUACUAAUGAUGGUUUUAGUCACUGGAAGGGAGAGAACUGAGAAAGAAUGGGAAAAUCUAUUCCUUGAGGCUGGCUUCAUGAGCUACAAGAUUACACCUCUCUUUGGCCUAAGGUCCCUCAUUGAAGUUUUUCCUUAAAAUAUUAUGUAAGGAUUAAAAUAAAUUGAUGAACUACAUGUAUUGUCGUACCCUUGUAGUUCUUGCCUUAUGUUGUAUAUUGUGUUCCAUUAUCACACUAUUUUGGUGUUGUUAUUGUUUCUUUCUUUCUUGUAGACUUUACAUUGCUUUUCUUAUUAACGACUAUGCUUUCUUCAUU
Messenger RNA from Solanum tuberosum (potato), 1342 nucleotides. RefSeq names its product trans-resveratrol di-O-methyltransferase-like. NCBI's taxonomy places the organism in Eukaryota, Viridiplantae, Streptophyta, Magnoliopsida, Solanales, Solanaceae. Gene Ontology annotation, molecular function: protein dimerization activity; O-methyltransferase activity. The coding region runs from base 91 to 1164 and encodes 357 amino acids. The transcript is spliced from 2 exons. The record is from RefSeq and is a predicted model, not a curated record.